GUGGAGUCCAGAACCAUGUCUUCAUCGGAGAACCGUAACUCUUUGCCCAAGGGCCGUGCGGUUCUGCGCACCAUGCCUGACCGCCUUUUCAUCGCAGAGAUGGUGUUUGGCGGUCUGGUGUGGAUGCUGUUGAUCUCCCCCGGGUCCCACGCGGCUCCUGUGUUGUGCUGGGUGAUCUUCUGCUCCGUCGCCUGCUUCCUGCUCACCAGCGUUUGGCUCGGCCUCUUCUGCUGCGGGGCCAAUGGGAGCAGAAUCUUUCUCAAACUGGAUGCAGUGUUCCAUGUUCUGGCCGCACUGAUGUACCUGAGUGCAGCCAUAUGUUUGGCCAUCAUCACCAAUGCUCUCGGGGCGCACAAGAAGAUGAGCUGGGUCGGGCCCAGUGUUGUGGCCGUGCUCUACAAGUACUUCAUCGCCGCCACGGUAACCACAAACAACAGCCUGCCUACUUUUGACACACACAGACUAAUAACAGCACACAUGUCAGCGUUUUGUUUUUUUGUAUUUUGA
Molecule: messenger RNA, 507 nt
Organism: Clupea harengus (Atlantic herring)
Lineage: Eukaryota; Metazoa; Chordata; Actinopteri; Clupeiformes; Clupeidae
Product: myelin and lymphocyte protein-like
Biological process (GO): myelination
Cellular component (GO): membrane
Molecular function (GO): structural constituent of myelin sheath
Source: RefSeq, a predicted model, not a curated record